Messenger RNA from Physella acuta, 1097 nucleotides. RefSeq names its product sperm-associated antigen 8. Gene Ontology annotation, biological process: positive regulation of transcription by RNA polymerase II. Gene Ontology annotation, cellular component: cytoplasm; nucleus. NCBI's taxonomy places the organism in Eukaryota, Metazoa, Mollusca, Gastropoda, Physidae. The record is from RefSeq and is a predicted model, not a curated record. Gene Ontology annotation, molecular function: microtubule binding.
GGAGGCUACUUUGAAAAUUUACUACUGUCUACAACCAUAGCAACAAACGUUUCCUGCACCAAAUGUUUUGAUCAUUUGAGAAUAACAAAUAAUUGAACUAUCAUAAAGUGAAAUAUUUAUUACAACGAUGGAGAAUAUUCUUACUAGAUAUAGAAGGAACACAACAUUAACAAAUGAUGGACGUAAUGAAAUAAGAAUUAACAAUUCAGCAGGACGAUGUAUGCUAGAGAACUGGGUAGAAGAACGGGCAAACUUGGGCCGUGAUCCAGCUUUGGAUAGAGAAUACAAUAUGAAAGAGCGGGCAAUAUUUUUAAGAAGUGGACAUUCUGGUCUUUUAACAACUGAUGACAAGGCAAAAGCAGAAAACCUUACCACAGUUAGAGCCACAUACACCCCUCCAAAAGUUGAUAAAACAAGAACAGUUGGUGCUCGUAAAGAAAUGAUGGAACAAGCAUUAUCAAAGAUUGCUUGUGAAGAUAUGGUUCGGGAUAAGAAAGAGAAGGAAAUCAUAGAUAGAGGCGAGCCAAUGUGUUCAAUUUUUAUGCAAGACUACACCAAAGAUUUUCCACGCUUGGAGCCUGAACAGACCAAGGACCAUGAUUAUGUUAAUGAUCAACCAGUAACUUUUUGGUCUGAGCAUAAGGACAGAAUGCAUGGUAUGACCCAAACAAAAACAAGAGAUUCUGCAUUUAGACGGAAUGAUGCUUUCAGCAAACCUAUAGGUGAAUACUGGGAUGAGCCCAAGCCUACUGAAUUUGACAAAUAUCCAAUGAUGUAAUAUACAGAAUAGAUUUUUAGAAAAAAAUGGGAAAAUUUUUAUAUAUAUAUAACAGGGAAAAUUACAUUGUGUAUUAUAAUCACCAAGAAGUAAAUAUUAAUUCAUAAUAAGCCUCAUUGUUUAUUCUAUUUAAGGUUUUAGAAAAACUUAAAAAUAUUUUUUCUUUAAAUAGUAAUGUGGUUCAAAAUAAAUGCAUACAAUUGGUUUUUAUAUGGGAAGAUGUAUGAAUUUUUAAAUUAUUAUUUAUCAUGUGCUAUAUUGCUAUUUAUACUUAUUCUAAAUAAAGCCUGAAAAACAUUACCACCUAACAAACUUUUCU